UCAGUUUUGUUUACAUCUGGAGGAGGUGACAGAACGGAGCCUGUCCUGACAGUAUGGAUCAAACUUUCAGUCUUUGACUUGCUAUGGUUCAUAACAUCAACUGACAGGGAGCCAUGGGCGCUUUAGCUUGUCUUUCUGCGGUGUGCUGGUUGUGGUUUUGCCCGCUGGUGUCUAGUGAACAGGUGGCAUUUGUAGAGGUGUUUCUGGAGGACCAUCAGCAUAUUUUACAGGGUGAAGUGGUCCAGGGGAGUCUGGAGAACGACCCGAUGGAUAACCACAGCAAAAAGAAGCAUGGCCUGAAAGGAGAGCUCAUAUUAGUAAAGGAUGAAGCUCUUAAAAGCAACAGUGAAAGCAAUGAUGGAAAGGAUCCAAACCCUUGGAUAGGAGUGGUACCUGUUCAGAUGGAGGAAGGCACAGUUUCCAGCAACAGCAACCAGGAGUCCUUUGCUGCAUCUAUGGUUAAUAAGAUGAAGCGGGCUCUUGUUUUGGGUGCGUCUGCUUUGAUCAUACUGGCUUUAAACCAGAACACUGUCCGAGAGAAAACUGUUCUUCCGCUGCAGAUGGAUCUCUCUCAGGUCCUCUCAAAACCAAUCAUUGUCAUUCAGACAUCAGAAAAUGUCACUAAGCUCAUCGGAGCUCUUCUCAGGGGCCUUCGUGCGACAGCAAAAAUAACUUACAAGUCUUUUCUACAAGACAGCCUGGGGGCCACCUUGACCCUGUGGUCCAGCUGCGGUCGUUCAAGAGGAGGCUUGUACGGGGAAUGGCAAGGGGUCAUCUGCACUGGGGAGACCAACUCUCAGGUCCAGAAAUAUCUCCAACAGUUGUGGAACACUGUUGUCCUGGUGGCCCUGGUUCUCUCCACAGGGGUCAUAGUUCAAGCACGCUGGCAGUACCGGGACAACCAAUUUAAUGACGAUUUAGAGUCAAACCUGAAGCAAGAUAUUCUGAAGAGAUUAUCAGCACUGAAGACGAGGACAUACCGGCAGCCCAAAGUGAGAUGUGACCCAACACAAACUCAAACGAUGGAGACGGACAGUUGUGCAGUUUGUCUGGAACAAUACAACAACAACCAGUGUUUGCGGGUGUUACCGUGCCUCCAUGAGUUUCACAGAGAUUGUGUGGAUCCUUGGCUGCUCCUCCAGCAGACCUGCCCUCUCUGCAAGCGCAGCGUUCUUGGUAAUUUUUAUUGAGCUGGAUCACGUGGGGUUCUGGAUUAAAAAUCUUCUGAAUUGGGUUGAGUCUACUGAUUCAGGCUUUUCGUGGCAACUAAACCCCUCCUCUGUACUGUAAGGCUGGGAUUCCUCCAGGGUAAUGAUCUUGACCUCUCCAAAGACUAUGAAUCUUGAGUUCUUUCAAGAGACUCCAAGAGUCAGGACUAGUUUCUGAUCUAGUUUCUGUGUCAGACCACUUAAGACGUUUCUUAAAGGUAGGUCUUUGUACAUGGGAUCAGAUAAUCUUUUUUUUGCAGCAUUGAGUACUGCAGUUGUGUUUGUUGAACCGGUUCAGCCUUUCACAGAUGCAUGAAUUGUGAAGUAAGAUGCAUAGCAAAAAAACAAGGUAAUGUUUGAAAUCUCUUUAUGUAUGAAUCAUACAUACGCUCUCAAUUCUCUAUAUUUUAUAUUUGAACAAGCGCUUGCAUUAAGAUAAAAUCCUACUGGCGAUGAUAAGAAAUACCAUUCAUAAGAAAGUAGUAGAAUAUAAUUUAACCAUUUGCUCUAAUUCCUAGUCCGGACUUGUUCCCUCUUUUCCACUAAAUUAGAUGUGGUUCUUGGCUGGUCCCAACCUUAAAAGAGCUAUAUGUAGAAUUCAGAAACCCCUGUGAUUAGAAUCACUGGUGAACCCCAGCCAGCAAACUAUUGCAUAAAAAGUUCUGACAUCCUCUGAAAUUAAAUAUUUUUCAUAUCAGGACUUUUAAAAAAACCUGAUCUUUGGCUGGUCUUAAAAUUUGCCAAAUAAAACCUCAGAUGAAUAAUUAACAACAUUUAGAGUUAACAAAAAUAAUCAGGCAUUGCUUAUCUGCUAAUCAAAUUCCUUAAGUGAUAACCAGCAGAUGUUUUAGCUAAGGGGUGUCGCAUAAUUUAGCUCCAACUUCCUUCAACACACCUGCCUGGAAGUUUCAAGAAUUUCCAGAAAGAGCUUGAUUAGCUGGUUCAGAUGUGUCUAAUUGGGGUUGAAACUAAACUCUGCAGGACACCGGCUCUCCAAGGCCGAGUUAGGGCUUCCCUUUUCUAGAGCCUUCAGGUGUAUGUGUUAACACAAUGACCAUCACACAGCUAAAGCUUUGCCAAAAUUGGGUCAUGGAACAAUCUCAAGCACACCAGGAAAUCUACCACAGAACAACUGGUAAAGGAAACAAAUCAAGGGGUUGAAACGGCCAAGUCAAAGUCCAGACCUUAACCUUACUUAAACCUGACUAAAACUUCAGAAUGAUCUGAGAGAUUACUUACAGGGAUGGUUCACCUAAAAGUGAAAAUUCUGUCAUUAUUUACUUACCCUUUACUUGUUUCAAACCUUUUUGAGUUUCUUUCUUCUGUUAAACACAAAAGAAUAUAUUUUGAAAAGUGUUGGAAACCUGUAACCAUUGACUUCUAUACUAUUUGUUUUUCCUACUAUGCAAGUCAAUGGCUACAGGUUUACAGCUUUCUUUAAAAUAUUGAAUUUAACUCAAACAGAAAGAAACUCAUAAAGGUUUGGAACCACUUGAGAAUGAGUAAAUAGUGAAUAACUUUUGAUUUGUGGGUGAACUAUUCCUUUAACUGCUGCUUUAAUUAAGUAGAUCUACAGGCAUCUGAAUAAUAGUAUGUCCUAAGUUUGUCACAAAUGGCCUUUCUAUUUUGGCUCUACUUUUGUUAAGUAAAUAAUGGGAUGUUGCGAGAUGACAUGUGAUCUACUGAGGUUUCAUCUUCCAAAUCUAUAGACUGGCCAAGCACCAUAUAGAACCAUGUAAUUCAAUAGGAUGUCCUAACUUUUUCACUGUCACAUACAAUAGACUGAACAUGAUUCUAUGUCCUCAUAUACUACUAGCAAAGUUUUAGUUUUAAUAAUUUUAGAAGCUAAACGAAAUUAGAAGCAACAUUUUUUUUUGCAGUAACAUAAUUCUACUGAAACAUUAAUGACUUUUUUUUUUUCCUCAAAAACUAAAAUGACAGAAGCGGUAAACAGUAGCUAAGAAAGCAUCCGAUCAUAGCAAUAUGGAUAUGUUUGCACAAGUUCUGCAAAUCACUUUAUAAUAUAUCAGAUUAUAUUUUGAUAUUUCUGGCAGUCUUUUACAUAGAAAUCAAUCUACAGGCUUUCAUGGACAACAUAGGAUGCUCAGGGAAGGUCUUGUUUUAUACAUUUAGUUACAAGCCAAUAAAAAUUGAAUACAUCAGAUUUUAUUAAUGCACAAGAAUUCUUACAUAUAGCUCCUUUAAAGUCUUGCUAUUGACACAUUUCGAGGCCAUAUAAAAUAUUUCUAGAAACCUGAGCCACUUUUUACCUGAGUUCCUGUGCAUAACUUGCAAGAAAAAAAAUUACAAUAAAAAUCUAAAAGUAUAAAUAAUAUAAAAAUAUCGUGGCCACAUUUUAUGAAUACAUUUUUUUUUAAAAAUCAUGGCCACAGUGUAGUAAUUUGUCAUUAAAUUGUAAACAAAUCACCACGUGGCUCUGAUUUACUAAAACCACAAUGAAAAAAAGGACCAUCUUGUUUUUUUUCCCUUGCCUGUCAUGUACAGUGACUAAACCACCAGAUCCGUCAGUAGCAUCAAAUAGGUGAGAAAGGGUUAUAUUUAUCAGUUCUGUUACACUAAAUCAGCCAGUAGUGAAAACUUGUAGAAAACCAAACAUUUAAUUAUCAGUAUUCCUUAUCGCAACAUUGGUGUUACUUUUAAGAUGAUUUAUAUGGACUAGAGGUAUAUUUACAUGCAUUUCAAAAGUUCUUGUCAAUUUGGAUUUCCGAAUUGUCUUUUAAAAAUGCCAUAUAAAUGAUGUAGCUUGACUUUAAUUCAGGUGUGUGUGAGUUUGACUAACAGACUAAAACUGUUUAGAAGUUCGUGGUCAUUAUGCUUUAGGGAAACAAAGUAUACUUUAGCAAGGAUGCAUUGUAUUGAUGAAAACCAAGUAAAAUCUUUAUAAUGUUUAAAAAUAUAUAUUUCGAUUGCAUAUGAAUGCUGAUUUCUUUCACUGAAGAGUCCUAAAAAAAGUCCCAGUUUCACAUAGAAAUACUAUUGCAAGUAAUGCAAAGCGUUUCAUACUGUAUAAAAUGCAUUAUGCCUAUUGACAGUCCUCAUAAAACACCAAUACCAACAUGUGUGUUAAGAUUUUUCAGAAGGAUCGGGAGUCUCAUUUAUAAAACUUUGGAAAAAAAACUUCCUAAAAGUGAACGUACAGCAGAAUAUAUUUUUAUUUAUUAUUUAUUUAUGAUUACGGCUCAUACACUGUAAAACCCAAAAAGUUA
Danio aesculapii is the source of this 4435-nucleotide messenger RNA. RefSeq names its product ring finger protein 215 (gene rnf215). The record is from RefSeq and is a predicted model, not a curated record. Gene Ontology annotation, molecular function: ubiquitin protein ligase activity; frizzled binding. The coding region runs from base 114 to 1190 and encodes 358 amino acids. The transcript has 10 exons. NCBI's taxonomy places the organism in Eukaryota, Metazoa, Chordata, Actinopteri, Cypriniformes, Danionidae. Gene Ontology annotation, biological process: Wnt receptor catabolic process; negative regulation of canonical Wnt signaling pathway; ubiquitin-dependent protein catabolic process.